AUGGUGCGCGAAACGGAGCUGUACGAGGUGCUGAACGUGUCGGUUGAUGCCGACGAGCACGAGAUCAAGCGAUCCUAUCGCCGGCUGGCCCUCAAGUACCACCCCGACAAGAACACUGGCGAUGAAGCCGCGGCGGACAUGUUCAAGAAGGUCAGCAACGCCUACGAAGUGCUCAGCGACGCCGAAAAGCGACAGGUGUACGACAAGUACGGCAAGGAGGGACUAGAAAAGGGCAUGGGUGAGGGCGGCGGCUUCCAUGAUGCAACGGACAUCUUCUCCAUGUUCUUCGGCGGCGGCGCGCGAGAGCGCGGGGAGCCAAAGCCGAAGGACAUCGUCCACGAGCUCGAGGUGACGCUGGAUGACCUGUACAACGGCGCCACGAAGAAGGUGAUGAUCUCGCGCAACCGCUUCUGCGGCACCUGCAAGGGCAGUGGACUGAAGCCAGGCGGCAAGCGCACCACAUGCUUCCAAUGCCGUGGUCGCGGGGUGCUGCUGCGCACCCAGCAGGUGUUCCCCGGGUUCCAUCAUCAGGUGCAGAUGCACUGCACUGCCUGCGGUGGCGAGGGCGAAAUCGUUGCGGCCACUGACAUCUGCACUGGCUGCCGCGGCAAGCGGGCGGCGCGCGAGAAGAGUGUGCUGGAGGUACACAUCGACCGUGGCACCUCCAAAUCGGACCACUUCACCUUCACUGGCGAGGGCAAUCAGGAGCCGGGGAUCCGCCUGUCCGGCGACGUGCUCAUCUUUUUAAGUGUACGCUCGCACCCCGUGUUCCACCGCAUAAAUGAUCACCUCAUGAUACGCUGCCCCAUCACGCUGCAGGAGGCCCUGUGCGGGUUCGAUGUGCCCAUCGAGCAUCUCGACGGCCGCGAGCUCAUCAUCAAGGCGUCGCCCGGUCAGGUGGUGCACGGUGACAGCGCCUGGAGCGUGUACAAUGAAGGGAUGCCGGUGAAGGGAACCGGUGGUCUGCAGAAGGGCAAGUUGUUUGUGUACUUCGAUGUCCAGUGGCCAGAGACGCUGCCGAGGGUGCAGAUUGACAAGAUCGUGACCGCCUUGAACGUGCCUGAGAAGCCUAACAAGUUGGGUGGGCAAGUGGUGGAGCUGAGUGAGUACAGGGCCGCCGGUAAAUUCAAGGGAGGCAAGAAGGGAAUGCGCGCCGGGGUGGCGGGGGCAGGGUCACGGUCUGCCGGGGCCGGCCGGGGUCGCGAGGCUGCACGUGGCCGCCAGGCAUACGCCGAGGAAGACGAAUUCGAGGAUGUCACUGACGACGACGGCGACGAUAGGGAGCAUCAGCAGCAUAGCGGCCAGCAGUACUUCCGUGCAGGCCCACGAGGCUUCAGCAGCAACACGCAGACUGUAGAGUGUGCACAGCAGUAG
Molecule: messenger RNA, 1374 nt
Organism: Leishmania braziliensis MHOM/BR/75/M2904
Lineage: Eukaryota; Euglenozoa; Kinetoplastea; Trypanosomatida; Trypanosomatidae
Product: putative DnaJ protein
Exons: 1
Coding region: 1-1374 (457 amino acids)
Biological process (GO): protein refolding; response to heat
Cellular component (GO): cytosol; cytoplasm
Molecular function (GO): Hsp70 protein binding; ATP binding
Source: RefSeq, a predicted model, not a curated record